ACUCAAUUCAAUUCAAUUUUCAGAUUUUACUUUAUCAAAUUCCUUCAAUUCAUUCAUUUAUUAUCUUCAUAACCGUUAUGGUAAAACUCAGGCAUUCUCGCGUGGGACUUCGAAGACCGUCGCUAACAACUUUACAGAUACUGAUCCUCACAUUGGCUGUGGUCUUCACAAUCCUCAUUCUCAUUCUCUUAACUCUCCGUAUUCCUAAUUCCAACCCCCUCAACUCUAUCUCUCAUAGUAACACUCUCAGGUUUCUAUUCAAUUCCACUACUACAACUCUUUUUCCUUUCUUUCUCUUUAUAUCUCUCUCAUUAUCAUAUGUUCGAUGCAGAAGUGAAGAUGAUGCCAGAGAGCGUUGGGUUGAAAUCAUAUCAUGGGAGCCUAGAGCCUUUCUCUAUCAUCAUUUUCUGACAAAAAAUGAAUGUGAACAUCUAAUCAAUAUAGCCAAGCCUAGUUUGCAUAAGUCAGCUGUUGCUGAUAAUGAAACAGGAAAGAAUUUGAACAGCAGUGUACGGACAAGCUCUGGAACUUUUAUCGGGAGAGGAUAUGAUAAAAUUGUGAAGCGGAUUGAGAAAAGAAUAGCUGAUUUUACUUUUAUACCUGUAGAACACGGCGAAAAUCUUAAUGUUCUCCAUUAUGAAGUUGGACAAAAGUAUGAUCCUCAUUUUGACUACUUUAGAGAUAAGUAUAAUACUAGGAAUGGGGGUAACCGUAUAGCAACAAUGCUCAUGUACCUUUCAGUUGUUGAAGAAGGGGGUGAGACGGUGUUCCCAAAUGCCAAGGGAGAUUUUAGCUCAGUUCCUUGGUGGAAUGAACUUUCUGAUUGUGGCAAAAAAGGACUUUCAAUUAAGCCAAAGAUGGGCGAUGCUAUACUUUUCUGGGGCAUGAAGCCUGAUUCAACUUUAGAUCCAUCGAGUUUGCAUGGUGCUUGUCCUGUAAUCAAGGGUGAUAAGUGGUCAUGUGCCAAAUGGAUGCGGAUGGCUAAAUACAGAACCUGAAUAUGCAUUAUUGUAGGUUGUUAUCUCUCCUUUUUUUUUGUUAUAAUGAUAUAAAUACAAAUAUAAGUAUAGUUUUACAGUUACAGAGCUACAUGUGUUUAUUUAGAAAUGUCAUACAUAUAUUGUACCUAAUCAAGUUAUACUUUAUUUCUCUCCCUAUAAAACAGUUCUAUAACAGAUUACUGUAUAAUAGAUUACAUAAUGAUCUUUCCCAAAAUGCUCAAAUUGCUUAACAUGAGAAUUCAAUUGCCUUCUGCAUUAUUACAGUGCAACAUUGUACAAGACCCUGAAUAAAUUGAUCACAAUUCAAUUCAAUUUUCUUUCCUUUUGAAUAUAGUUUAAUACAUCAAGCUACUUUCUGGUUUCUGGUUUCUGUAUUUGCUUUCUACUUUAGAAAUUUAGUACUUCAUCCGUUCCACAAUGAGUGAUCAAGUUGAUCAUUUCACACAUAUUAAAAAAGUAUAGAAAUGAAAGAGAGAAUGAUGUUUUUACUAAGUAUUGAGAGUGAUAAAAGUAGGAAUAAUUAAAGGGUACAAUUAAAAAAAAAAGAAAUUAAUUUGCAUUGUAAAUUGAAAUGAGUCAUGGGACACUUUAAAUAGUAUGCUUGUUGUAUGGAUUCAAUCCAUAACAACUUGCUUUUUCUAGUUGAUUGCUUCAUCAAAAUAUGUAAACUGGGUGGGGUGUAAACAUUAGAGUUUCAGCAAAUCUCUAUAAACUAAGCUUUUUCAUUUUCUUCAGAAAAUUGCAGAGAAUUCAAUUCAAGAACAAUAACAAGGAGUUAAACCCGUAAAAUACUAGCAAAAUUUGGUAAUAUAUGAAAAAAACAGAAAAGCCAUUUAAAAAACAGUAUCAUCAAGUGAUGCCAAUUUGGCAUGAUGUUUU
Vicia villosa (hairy vetch) is the source of this 1880-nucleotide messenger RNA. Its product is annotated as probable prolyl 4-hydroxylase 10. Gene Ontology annotation, cellular component: endoplasmic reticulum. NCBI's taxonomy places the organism in Eukaryota, Viridiplantae, Streptophyta, Magnoliopsida, Fabales, Fabaceae. Bases 78 to 998 code for a protein of 306 amino acids. The record is from RefSeq and is a predicted model, not a curated record. The transcript is spliced from 6 exons. Gene Ontology annotation, biological process: peptidyl-proline hydroxylation to 4-hydroxy-L-proline. Gene Ontology annotation, molecular function: iron ion binding; L-ascorbic acid binding; procollagen-proline 4-dioxygenase activity.